AUGGCACACAUAAUUACCGUACUGCAAGUUACUGUUAGCAGAUUCUGGCAUUGUUGGUUUUCUCCUUUUAAACAAUACUUGUACUUUUCCUUUUUUUUUUGCUUUCGUUUCGUUUGCUUUUUUUUUUGCUGUUCCACAACGGGACACAACCGAAACAUUGUGUAUUCCAGACCUAUGAAAUGGCUCCUUAGGCUCGUUGGGCGGCGUGGAAAAAAAAAGACACCAAUCCCACCAAAACCUUAUGUCGAUACCGCAUCCUCCUCUAAGCAUAUGUCAGACAUUAGAAUGUAUGACCCCAACGAUUUAAAACAUGUGGACCCGGAAAAGCCCCACUGGCAGGACCCGCGCUUUGAGUCACGGGAAAGUGUUCCUUUUUUUGAUGUGUGGGGCUUUAAUAGAGACUGGAGUUGGUCACUCUUCAAACUGUCCUUGCUAAUAUUUGUGCUUAUAUUUUAUUGGGAAAUGCGGUCGAUGAUGUGUUUGAAAGAUGCUCCUCCACGAAUUACGAGUACAACAACGGUUUCUCCAGUACCGGAUUACGCCAGAGAUGAGAAGGCUACCGAGGAGGAGUUGCGAGCCGCUGGGUUUGCAUAUGUCGGAGUAAAGAAGUUAGACCACCUCGGUCUCGUGGCGGAGGCCGAUGCCCAGGAAAGGAAAAAAUAG
Trypanosoma brucei brucei TREU927 is the source of this 663-nucleotide messenger RNA. RefSeq lists its product as hypothetical. The coding region runs from base 1 to 663 and encodes 220 amino acids. The record is from RefSeq and is a predicted model, not a curated record. The transcript has a single exon. Lineage: Eukaryota; Euglenozoa; Kinetoplastea; Trypanosomatida; Trypanosomatidae.